AUGUUUGUUUACGUUAUGGCCCAGCUCACCGAGCCUGCGACCCCUAGUCGAAGCGUUGCAAGACCUACUGCUGCCGCUUGGAGCCGUGAGGGGCUUAAAUUUUCAGGCCGACAUGAUUUGAAACCGAGCCUAGCAUCAGUACCCAGGUCACGAGGUGUUAGCUUUUCGCCAUCCAAGCGCGUUGUUUCUUACGAUUCUGGACACCCCACCUCCGCUAAGAAACCAUUCCGCGAAGAAUCUCUAGUCCUACACAAAGAACCUGAAACGCCAACGAGAGUUAAUCGUGAUGUCGAAGCCGAUGGUGAAUGGCAAGAUCUUUCGGAUGACCAGCACGGCUACUCCGAAGCAGACACCACUGAUUUCACAGAAGGAAGUUCUCUUUUCCAAGGGUUUUCUCCCAAUUCAUCGAAUCAAAGCACUAUUUUCCGUCGUUUGAGAAGAGGUACCUUAUCUCCACGUGUUCGUCUGCAGCCUAGGUCUCCACAUACACCAAGAGCCACGCCAGUGGCUGCGACACCAUCACGCAGCGCUUCUUGGUCACGAAUGGCCACACCUUCGUUUGAUAGUUACAUUGAUUCUCCCCUCACCUCACGUGAACCCCAUGGAAGUGGAAAAUGGAGGCUGGAUCCCUCCUUGCCAUUUAUUUUAGCGUCCUAUGCUCAGUUAGGUUUUAAUCUGAUCAUGAUGGGGCUUGUGAUCUACGCGGUUUGGAUAUUCCUUUCAACGAUCAGAAACGAUGUUGACCUCAAAGUCGAAGAAUACUCUGCUGAUAUCUUAAACGAAAUAUAUCGUUGCUCGCAAGAGUAUUCGCGUAAUAAUUGCCAACCAGGAAAACGAGUGCCCGCACUAGAGACAAUUUGCAACGUAUGGGAAGAUUGUAUGAAUAGAGACCACAAGAUGGUGGGUCGUGCCCGCGUCUCUGCUGAGACAUUCGGCGAAAUCGUCAACUCUUUCUUGGCGCCGAUAGGAAUCAAAAGUAUGGUUUUCAUUGUUUGUGCUUUCGCUGGAUCGUUUGUGCUCAUCAAUCUCAUGUUCGCGUCAAAAUAUGGACCAACACAUGUACACGCUGCACCACCUCCACCUCCACCUAUUCACCUCGCACAUGAGUAUUCAAACUCAAUGCCCGCUACUCCUACCUCUAGCACACAUCCCUACAUGCUUAACUACCGCUACUCAGCAAGACGGUCAAGGUACUGA
Wickerhamiella sorbophila is the source of this 1197-nucleotide messenger RNA. RefSeq names its product Nucleus export protein BRR6. The coding region runs from base 1 to 1197 and encodes 398 amino acids. Lineage: Eukaryota; Fungi; Ascomycota; Dipodascomycetes; Dipodascales; Trichomonascaceae. The record is from RefSeq and is a predicted model, not a curated record. Gene Ontology annotation, biological process: lipid homeostasis; nuclear envelope organization. The transcript has a single exon. Gene Ontology annotation, cellular component: nuclear membrane; nuclear envelope.